Myxocyprinus asiaticus (Chinese sucker) is the source of this 6529-nucleotide messenger RNA. Its product is annotated as tetratricopeptide repeat protein 7B-like. The transcript has 22 exons. Gene Ontology annotation, biological process: protein localization to plasma membrane; phosphatidylinositol phosphate biosynthetic process. NCBI's taxonomy places the organism in Eukaryota, Metazoa, Chordata, Actinopteri, Cypriniformes, Catostomidae. The record is from RefSeq and is a predicted model, not a curated record. Gene Ontology annotation, cellular component: plasma membrane. The coding region runs from base 201 to 2948 and encodes 915 amino acids. Gene Ontology annotation, molecular function: protein binding.
GUAAAUAUACACCACAAUUUAAGUAAACGAAAAAAAUGCAACGCUUGUGGACAUGUCGCCUGACAGAGGUUUAUCCAAUCAGCGUUCAGAUUCAUGGCUCGGAAGUGUUCAACAUGUUGUCGCCCUGUCGUCCUCUCUAGGUAUUUGAUGCUUCUGUUCUGCGGCUCCGGGUCGUGUUUUGGUCCGGAGGUGGCAGAAAGAUGACAGCCAGAAAGUCCGGGUCGCGAUUAGAGACUGAAAUAGAGCGCUGUCGAUCGGAGGGACAGUGGGACAAGAUACCCGAACUUGUGCGGCAGCUGUCCGUGAAGCUCAUCUCAAACGAUGAUACCGGGGAACUCCUGCUGGGGGAGGCCAAACUCCAGCAGUAUCUAAAGGAAAACCCCAUCAAGCAGGGAGCAAGUCCCCGCGGGCCCCGGCCACACCUCCAGGAGGUCCGGAAACACCUGACGGUUGCACUUGAUCGGGGAAACUUAAAGCCUGAAUACAUGCAGGAGGCCAGUCUGAUCAUGGCUAAGCUGUGUUAUGUGGAGGGUGAUUACAGGGAAGCACUGAAUCAGUAUGGCAGAGUGAAUCUGGACGAGCUGCAGCUGGUGGGGGCUCCGGUAUACAGACUCUCCAUGAUUGCAGAGGCUUAUGCCACCAAAGGUCUUUGCCUGGAGAAGGCGCCUUCAGCAUCCCCAUUGCUUUCCAAUCGUAUCGCAGACAGAGACCAGGAGAUCAUCACUUGUUAUGAGAAGUCUGGAGACAUUGCUUUGCUCUAUCUUCAGGAAGUUGAAAAGGCCCUCAGUGCUGGCAUUCAGAACCGCAGUCCAAAGCCUGGCCCAGUCACACAGGAACAGGAACUGGGCUACUUCCUGGAAACUGGACUUCAGAGGGCCCAUGUUAUCCUUUUCAAAAAAGGUAACCUGACCCGCGGUGUUGGCCGCUUCCGAGAGAUUCUCAGAGCUGUUGAGACCAGGACCACUCAGAACCUUCGUAUGACUAUUGCCAGGCAGCUUGCAGAAAUCCUGCUGAGAGGCAUGUGUGAACAGAGUUACUGGAACCCCCUGGAAGACCCCCCUCACCACUCCCCCCUGGACGACCCGCUUAGACACACCGCACACACCAAGGACUACGCCCUCAGCCGCCGCCCACGUAUCUACUCAGGAGAGAAUUUGUUUUGUCCACAGGAGAACACAGAGGAGGCCUUACUCCUGUUAUUAAUCAGUGAAUCUAUGGCCAACAGAGAUGCAGUAUUAAGCAGAAUCCCUGAGCACAAUAACGACCGAAUCAUCAGUCUGCAGAGCGCCUCGCUGGUGUACGACCUGUUGACCAUUGCGCUCGGCCGACGUGGACAGUACGAGAUGCUCUCAGAGUGUCUCGAGAGGGCCAUGAAGUUCGCCUUUGAAGAGUUCCAUCUCUGGUUCCAGCUCGCUCUCUCUCUGAUGGCUGCUGGGAAGUCGGCUCGAGCAGUGAAGGUGCUGAAGGAAUGUAUGAGACUGAAGCCGGACGAUCCCACUAUUCCUCUGCUGGCUGUCAAGCUGUGUAUUGGAAACCUGCAUUGGCUGGAAGAGGGUGAGCACUUUGCUAAAAUAGUGAUUGAUAUGGGUGAGAAGGCAGCUGAAUUCAGGGCUAAAGGGUAUCUGGCUAUCGGUCUGGUCUACAGUCUGAAAGCCACAGACGCAUCUCUUCGAGGAAUGCAGGAAGAGUAUCAGAAAAAAGCCCUGAGUGCUUUCCAGAGGUCACAGAGUCUGUCCCCCACUGACCAUCUGGCUGUUUUCUACCUGGCAUUGCAGCUGGCUGUAUCUCGACAGAUUCCAGAGGCUCUGGGUUACGUACGACAAGCGUUACAACUGCAGGGGGAUGAUGUUCAUUCUCUGCACCUGCUGGCCUUGCUGCUGUCUGCUCAGAAACACUUCCACGAUGCUCUCAACAUCAUGGAGAUGGCCCUUAGCGAAUACCCAGAGAACUUCAUUCUUUUGUUCACAAAAGUGAAGUUGGAGACGUUGUGUCGAGGCCCCGAAGAGGCGUUACUCACCUGCAAACGCAUGCUGCAGAUCUGGAAGUCCUGUUACAAUCUCACCAAUCCCAGUGAUUCUGGGAGGGGGAGCAGUCUGUUAGACAGAGCUGUCGCCGACCGUCGCCAGCUGAACGCAAUGACACUACCUGACUUCAGUGAUCCAGAAACAGCCUCUCACACCUCUUCCUCCCUCUCGGGGUCAGAACCUGUCUCCCCUCUCUUUCCUGUUCCAUCCUUCUAUUCACCACCUCCACCCAAGACUGAAUCCAUCCAGAGGCGCAGCAGCCAUGCUUUCUGUGACCACGUUUCCCGUCGGCGCUUCUCCUCUGCCAGCAACAUUCCAGAUGAUUUCUUUCAUGGUUUUGACUCCUUUAUUGGGGUUUGUUCUGUCCAUGCCACCUCCAUUGCAGCCUCACGGGUGGAGCAGGCGCUGUCCGAGGUGGCCUCCUCCCUGCAGAGCAGCGCUCCAAAACAGGGACCCCUCCAUCCUUGGAUGACCCUCGCCCAGAUUUGGCUCCAUGCAGCGGAGGUGUAUAUUGGAAUGGGGAAGGCGGCAGAGGCGACAGCGUGUACGCAGGAAGCAGCCAACCUGUUCCCCAUGUCCCAUAAUGUGUUGUUUAUGAAGGGUCAGGUGGCAGAGCUGCGGGGAAACGUGGACGAGGCCAAGCGCUGGUACGAGGAGGCGCUGUCCAUCAGUCCCACCCACGUCAAGACCAUGCAGAGACUGGGUCUGAUAUUGCAUCAGUUGCAGAGGUACAGUCUUGCCGAGAAGAUCUUGCGUGAUGCGGUGCAGGUGAACAGCACGGCCCAUGAUGUGUGGAACAGUCUGGGUGAAGUUCUGCAAGCGCAGGGCAACGAUGCAGCUGCAACCGAAUGCUUCCUCACUGCCCUGGAGCUGGAGGCCAGCUGCCCCAUCUUACCCUUCACCAUCAUCCCCCGCUCCCUCUGAGGCACUCUGAGCCCUCACUAUCCAUAUAACCUCUGUCUCAUAGUCAUGCAUCAGCUACAGCCCAUACACACAUACACACACCCUGAAAGACCUUGAAAUUACUCUGCUGUCCUGGAAUGCCUUGCUCACCCCUUGUGACAUCCCAAGACAGAGAGAAUGAGAGAACUCAGACCAAUGGAUUUCAUAACCGUUAUCUUUUCUGUGUUGUUUCUUCUCUUUCUCUUUUUAUCCCCUCUUCCUUCCUUUUUUUCUGCUAAUAUUUUCUCUGUUUCCUUUUGCUUUUUUACACUCUACUGGUGACACCCUCCCUCACCAACUCCGCCCCCUCCGACACUCUCAUUGGCCUGUGGGGCCUUGUCGUUUUACCUAACUUUAAGAUUGGACCAAUGAGACACCUGUAAAAGCUGUUGUCAUGGUCAAGCAGGUGAUUGACACAGAACUGUCAUCAAAUCACAGUGCUUCUUUUCCAAGUCAAAUCUACAUCCUUGAGAUUGUUGUGCAUGUGUGUUACAUUAAAACACUGACACAGAGGUGGUCUUAAAGGGAUAGUUCACCCAAAAAUGAAAAUUCUCUCAUCAUUUACUCACCCUCAUGCCAUUCCAGAUGUGUAUGACUUUCUUUCAUCUGCUGAACACAAAUUCUUAGAAGAAUAUCUCAGCUCUGUAGGUCCAUACAAUGCAAGUGAAUGUGUGCCAAAAUUUUGAAGCUCCAAAAUCCACGUAAGGGUAACAAAAGUACUCCAGCUGACUCUGGUUGUUCAAUCCAUGUCUUCUGAAGCGAUAUUUUAGGUGUGGGUGAGAAACAGAUCAAUAUUUAAGUCCUUUUUCCUUCAUUUUCUCCUUCUGUUGCAUUUUGCACCCUAAUGGGCAGGGAGGAGAAUUUAUGAUAAAAAAAUGACAUAAAUAUUGAUCUGUUUCUUACCUAGACCUAUCAUCUUGUGUCUGAGCACAUGGAUUAAAAUAUUGGAGUCAUAUGGAUUACUUAUAUGCUCCCUUUAUGUGGAUUUUGGAGCUUUAAAAUGUUGGCACCCAUUCACUACAGAGCUGAAAUAUUCUUCUAAAAAUCUUCAUUUGUGUUCUGCAGAAGAAAGUUAUACACAUCUGGAAUGCCAGGUGGGUGAGUAAAUCAUGAGAUCAUUUUCAUUUAUGGGUGAAAUAUCCUUUUAACUUUCUACCAAAGGUCUCUCAUACAUGUUUGGAACAACAUGAGGGUGAGUAAAUGAUCACAGAAUGGUACUUUUUGGGUGAAUCUUUAAGUGUGUUUAAGUGUGUUUGUCUGGAUUUAACUGGACAGAGUAUUUUUUUCUUUAUAUGUGGUGAUGGCCUGGUGUGUGCUAGGUGUGUGUGUGUGUGUGUGUGUGUGUACACUUUGAAUGGAAUGCUCUACUCAAUCUGUUACAGUAGAUCCCUGUUAAACAAGUAAUAAAGGUUGUUUCUAUGCUGUUAUAUAUGGGCAGGUAUGUCACCCAUGCUAUGACUCUCAUUACGUCCCCUUCUAAAUUAAACGCUUUACUGUUUAUAUACUGUAUGUACAAAUGAAUCACCUAAUCUAAAAACAAAUAUUUAACCUUGGUUCUCUUGUUAAAAGAGAAGAUAAAUAUAGUUUUGGACUUUUCGUUUGUUUGUUUAUUUUUCCACUUGUGUCAUGAUUCAGAGGUCAGAUUUAUGAAACGUGUUAUAUUAGAUGUUUAUUUAUCUGUGUCCCAGUGGCUGUGUGUUAGACAGGUGAAGACAUAUAUACAGUUGAAGUCAGAAGUGUACAUACACCUUAGCCAAAUACAUUUAAACUCAGUUUUUCACAAUUCCUGACAUUUCAUCAUAGAAAACAUUCCCUGUCUGAGGUCAGUUAGGAUCACUACUUUAUUUUAAGAAUGUGAAAUGUCAGAAUAAUAGUAGAGAGAAUGAUUUAUUUCAGCUUUUAUUUCUUUCAUCACAUUCUCAGUCGGUAAGAAGUUUACAUACACUUUGUUAGUAUUUGGUAGCAUUGCCUUUAAAUUGUUUAACUUGGGUCAAAUAUUUUGGGUAGACUUCCACAAGCUUCUCAUAAUAAGUUGCUGGAAUUUUGGCCCAUUCCUUCAGACAGAACUGGUGUAACUGAGUCAGGUUUGUAAGCCUCCUUGCUCACACACACGCGUUCUCAGAUCUGCCCACAAAUCUCCUAUCGGAUUGAGGUCAGGGCUUUGUGAUGGCCACUCCAAUACCUUGACUUUGUUGUGCUUAAGGCAUUUGCCACAACGUUGGAGGUAUGCUUGGGGUCAUUAUCCAUUUGGAAGACCCAUUUGCGAUCGAGCUUUAACUUUCUGCUGAUGUCUUGAGAUGAUGACUUCAAUAUAUCCACAUCAUUUUCCUUCCUCAUGAUGCCAUCUAUUUUGUGAAGUGCACCAGUCCCUCCUUCAGCAAAGCACCCCCACAACAUAAUGCUGCCAUCCUCAUGCUUCAGGGUUGGGAUGGUGUUCUUCGGCUUGCAAGCCUCACCCUUUUUCCGACAAACAUAACGAUGGUCAUAAUGGCCAAACAGUUACAUUUUUGUUUCAUCAGACUAGAGGAUAUUUCUCCAAAAUGUAAGAUCUUUGUCCCCAUAUGCACUUGCAAACUGUAGUCUGGCUUUUUUUAUGGUGGUUUUGGAGCAUUGGCUUCUUCCAUGCUGAGCAGCCUUUCCCAAAAGGACUUGUUUUACUGUGGAUAUAGAUACUUGUCUACCUGUUUCCUCCAGCAUCUUCACAAGGACCUUUGCUGUUGUUCUGGGAUUGAUUUGCACUUUUCGCACCAAACUACGCUCAUCUCUAGGAGACAGAAUGCGUCUCCUUCCUGAGCAGUAUGAUGGCUGCAUGGUCCCAUGGUGUUUAUACUUGCAUACUAUUGUUUGUACAGAUGAAUGUGGUACCUUCAGACAUUUGGAAAUUGCUCCCAAGGAUGAACCAGAUUUGUGGAGGUCUACAAUUUUUUUUUUCUGAGGUCUUGGCUGAUUUCUUUUGAUUUUCCCAUGAUGUCAAGCAAAGAGGCACUGAGUUUGAUGCUAGGCCUUAAAAAACAUCCACAUGUACACCUCCAAUUCAGUAAAGACUUGACAUCAUUUUCCAAGCUGCUUAAAGGCACAGUUAACUUAGUGUAUGUAAACUUCUGACCCACUGGAAUUGUGAUAUAGUCAAUUAAAAGUGAAACAAUCUGUCUGUAAACAAUUGUUGGAAAAAUUACUCAUAUCAUGCACAAAGUAGAUGUCCUAAACAACUUGCCAAAACUAUAGUUUGCUAAUAUGAAAUCUGUGGAGUGGUUAAAAAAUGAGUUUUAAUGACUUCAACCUAAGUGUAUGUAAACUUCUGACUUCAACUGUAUGUAUUCCAUGUAUGUAUGGUGUGUGUACCUGAGGGAAGAACAUGGAGGGUGUUUGACUGUUACAGGCCAAAUUCUCAUAUCAAACUCAUACACUAUCAGACACUAUCUUUAUAAUUGUCAGAGGGACUUCAGACAUGUGAAAGAGAGAAAGAGAAAUGUUGUAUAUGUGUACAUGUCUUACCAUGUCAUUCACAGUGACAAACAACUGGAAAAGCUGUUUUAUGACGUAAAUAAAUAAUAAAAAAACAA